Molecule: messenger RNA, 1071 nt
Organism: Frankliniella occidentalis (western flower thrips)
Lineage: Eukaryota; Metazoa; Arthropoda; Insecta; Thysanoptera; Thripidae
Exons: 4
Coding region: 25-402 (125 amino acids)
Source: RefSeq, a predicted model, not a curated record
AGAAAAUUUUUGUGACGUGGUGCCAUGUCUUCUCGCACCGCCGCUACAUGUUUCUGUGUCUGUCUGUCUCUCGGAGUGUCCACUACGCCCACAACCGCGCCACCGCCCGUGCAGCCGUCCACAGACCCCAUCGUGGAGUCCCGCAACGAGGCGACGAGCAGCAGCAGCAACGUCCUGGACUCCUUUCGAGAGCGAGAUAAAGGUUCCAAGUACCUGUCGAGUCUCAACGACAUCAACAAGUCGGAACACAAGUCGCUGGACGCUGGUGGUAAAGGUCCAAGACAAGAAUGGCCGCCGAGCACAGCAUCUGGAUGCGCCCCGCUCCUGCCGUGGUGCUGGGCCCUGCUCUUCGUCGCCAUCCUGGCCAGGGUCACGGCCCACGUCGAGCACGCGCCCUGGUGAGCGCCCCGGUGGUGUGAGCGCCCUGUGAGGCGCGCCCUGUGAGGCGCGCCCUGGUGAGCGACCCGCGGCCAGCGGCGAGCCGGCCCCCACGUCUGGGGACGCCCGGGGGACGUCAUCGCCAUCUGCGACCCAGGAGGUGUUGUGCGCAGCACCUGUGGAGAAGAAUUCUGCCGUUGAGGUGAACCUGUGAGGCAGUGGGCAUGCUGGACAUGUGUGAUGGAGAGCUGCUGCUGUUGUUGUUGUUGUUGUUUAUGGAGUGACGUUACGUCUUGUCGCUGGAAGACAAGUGGUGUCAUUGUGGUGGUGGUGAACUGGUCUCACGCCAGACACCUCGCACAAAUAUAUGUGAGGGUGAGGAACAGUCAAGUGAAGGGGAUCGACUAAGAUUGUGUUACUUCACUGAGGGUGACGCCGUUUCCUCCCCGAUAAUUUGGAAAAUAAAAAAGAAGACAGAGAUAAGUUCACAAAUAUUGCGAAAUUUACAAAGCGGUUGUAAUUCGCAAACAUAUUUUGAACUGUGUACUCAAUAGACCAAAAAGAAAAUUUCUCCGCACCGCAAUAUACGCUCGUUGUGCCUUAAUAAUAGUUAAUUUAGCAUUUUGAAAUGUACAAAAAAAGUUGUCGCCCCCCAGCCGUGCUCUGCAAGCGAGACGGGCCUAGGCUAGGCGG